AUGGAAUCUUAGGAUAAUUAAGAAACUAAAGUUUAAAGAAAAUAUCCUCAUAGAAUAGAUGAUAAUGUUGCUAUCUGGACUGAAUUCAGGGAACUAGGGGAUAGAUACUCUUGUCUAUCACUAGGAGAAGGUGCUCCAGGUGGAAAUCCUCCUGAUUUCUUAAAAGAUUUCAUGAUUAAAGCAAUUGAUGAAGGCUACAAUCAGUAUUAGAGAAUAUUCGGAAUACCUGAGUUCGUAAACAAAAUAGCAGAUGUUUAUGGGGAGAAACUUAAAAGAUAAAUCAACCCAAUGACUGAGAUUAUGGUCACUGCUGGUGCUAAUUCAGCUCUUAAUAGUUACAUUAUCGGUCUCAUUAAUCCUAGAGAGGGAGAAGAAGUGCUUGUCUUUGAGCCAUGCUUUCCUUAAUAUCAAGAUCACAUCUAAAUGGCUGAAGGAGUAUACAAAGCAGUUCCACUUGAAUGGAAAGAAAACAGAUGGACUUUUGAUCCUGAGGUUUUGCGAAAAAGCUUAAAUGACAAGACUAAGAUAUUCCUUCUCAAUAAUGCUCAUAAUCCAACUGGAAAGCUUUUCAACAGAGAGGAUCUUUAAAUUUUGACAGAUAUCCUUAAUGAAUUCCCACAUGUCAUAGUAAUUAGCGAUGAUGUUUAUGAGUUCCUCACCUUUGAUGAUCAACAAUCUUCAAUCUUAUUUGCCUCGAUUGGGAAUAACUUUGAAAAGACUGUCUCCAUCUUUAGUGGAGGCAAAUUAUUCUAGGCAACUGGGUGGAAAGUAGGUUGGUCUAUCGCACCAAAUGAAAUUUUGAGUAAGGCCGCAAUAAUUUAAUGCUGCACAACCUAUUGCAUUAAUGCUCCAGCAUAAAUAGCUAUGAGCAGAUCUUUCGAUUUGAUUGAGACUAUGCCUUACACAGAGGGAAGGACAUUCGUCUAAAAUAUGAAGAAAGAAUUUUAAGAUGUUCGAGACUUUUUCAUCUCUCAAUUCAAUAGCAUCUCUCAAGAGCUUCCUGUAGUACCAUUACCUAGCGAAAGUGGAUACUUCUUGAUGAUUGAUAUUACUAAUUGCAAAAAGAUUAUACCAGAAAGAUAUCUUAAAUCCCAUGAUUUUGAAGAGCUUAAAGAGGGGUAAUCUGCUGUUUCAAGAAAUAUCGUGUACAUGCCCGAUGGAUCAGUCCCAUUAGAUUUAGCUUUCUGCAGAUGGAUGGCUGUUGAAAAAGGAGUGAUUAUGAUGCCAGCCUCGUUAUUUUAUCACAAAGAAUCUCCUAUCAGAGAUGACAAAUAUGUAAGAAUUGGAAUAUGCAAAGGAUUAGAUCAUUCAAGAAAAGCUUUUGACAGAAUCAAAGGAAAACAGAAAAUGGAUUGA
Molecule: messenger RNA, 1356 nt
Organism: Stylonychia lemnae
Lineage: Eukaryota; Ciliophora; Spirotrichea; Sporadotrichida; Oxytrichidae
Source: the annotation of a GenBank genome assembly